Messenger RNA from Procambarus clarkii (red swamp crayfish), 6160 nucleotides. The record is from RefSeq and is a predicted model, not a curated record. NCBI's taxonomy places the organism in Eukaryota, Metazoa, Arthropoda, Malacostraca, Decapoda, Cambaridae.
UUCUUCAGUGUUCAUGUACAAUAGUUAGUGGUGAGGAGGGUAGAGCACUGAUACACCUCGCUCUUACACACAACUUCUCCAUCUUGACAACUUGCGGGCUCUGGUCGUGUACUGCAAGGAGUCCGGUUGAACAGUGACCAGUAACAACUCCACUCAGAUAAUUUUUCCCUGUAUUGUACUUGGUGAUGGAACUGGGGGUUAAUUAGGGUGUGAGGGGGCAUCAACAAGGCUGUACGAAGGGGUUAAAAUCAACGCAACUGAAAAAAACGGUACCUUUGUCAAUCUGUUGCAGCAGAAUGUUGUAUCGCGCCGUAGUGUUGUGUUGGUGCGCGAGUAUUGUGUUAGGGAAGGAACGGACACCAGUGGCCCCGAGAGGCGACUUAGGGGCCCUCGACCUGCACCAGCCUAUCGACGACCUCUCCGUCUCCUCCAGCCUCCUUCAGAGGGGCCAGGGCAACAACACAAAGGACCCUGACGCUGAGAAAAGAAGCCAAAGAAGAAUGUCGACUGUGGUAGAGAGGGAGAUAACAGAACAAGACUGGGGUGACGAUCACGGGAAGAUUGAGAGAAAAGAGGGUGAUAGUCGCGGGCGAACAGAACUGAAAAGGGAAACUGAAACUGACACUGAAAGAGAAAGGAGAAGAGAAAUGGAGAUCGACUUGACAAGAGAGAGGGACCGAAAUGCUCGCAUGAAGAAUGAUAGAGAAAACGAUGAUAGUCACAAGCAAAUAGAACUAAGGCGGGAGACGGAAAGUGACAGGGAAAGAGAAAGUAGACGAGAAAUGGAGAUUGACUUGGAAAGGGAGAGGGACAGGAAUGCUCGUCGAGUGCCUCUUGACAAGUUGACAGAUAUGAUUGGGGAAAUUGAUAGGAAGACCCGCCAGAGUUUACCCAGCACUGAUAUGGAACGACAGAGGGCGCUCGAUCGACAAGUCGAAAUUGCUAGUGAAGUGGCAAAGGCUGAACAAAAGAAAAGUGAACUUUUAAACCAAGUAAAAAGUUCUCCCUUGCAUGAGAGCCUCGACAGAGAGCCAUUCAGCGACAGGGAAAGGUACAACGAAAGGGAUUCGGAAAUGGAUAAAGACAGAGAGAUAAAUCUGCAGAGAGAAAGAGACCGAGCUCUAAGGAGCGGGAAUACUAAAGGGGAUCACAGAAUUAACGACAGGAGAGACCCCAGCUGGAGCGGCAACAGGGAUGACGAUCGAGUGCAUGAUGACUAUAAGGGCAAACAUCGCGACCACCGAUUCAGUCACACAAAAGAACCAAUUCUUAUUAUUGAGGAAGUUACCCCACAGUACUCAAGACCCUCAGACUCUCGACCUGAUCACAACCCCAGCAGGCCCUUAGAUGGGCGUCCCGUGUGGAGAGGCACCACUAGUCGACCUCUACAGGACCCACGCCGCCCAGAUCGACCACCUAUUCUUCCACGUCCCAGCGCCAGUGGCACGAACCGUCGUCCUGACCGUCCGGUUUACCCUUCGAGGUACGACGAGGUUCACUUGAGCGGAUCGGUCCCUCACCAAGGCGAGGUUGGGUUUCCAGUAGCAGGAGUGCUGCCUCUUCACCCUCCGCCCCUCCUGUUAGACAACUCUCUGACUGUCGCUUCCCAAGCAAACGCAGCGACCAAGGCUCACCUGGCGCUCGGGCAGCAGCUGGGACAAGCCAUACUAGCUGAGCAAGCACUGAAGGCUCAGCACGCUAUUCAAGCAGAUAAAAUUCAAGAAGCAGCAAUAGCAGCCCAUCUAGUAGGUCAGGCUGCAGCACAGCAAAUUGCUGCACAACAUGUUGCAGCUCAGCAAAUUGCAGUACAACAAAUUGCAGCACAGCAACUUGCAGCACAGCAAGUUGCGGCACAACAAAUUGCAGCACAACAAGCUGCAGCCCAGCAAGUUGCAGCCCAAGAAGCUGUAGCACAACAAAUUGCUGGAGGAGCUACAGCUACUCGCCUUAAAGCAUCACAGUUAAGUCAUGCCCCUGGAUUUCAAGCAUCACAGAUAGGCCAAGCUGCAGCAGGAACAACAGCUCCUGGGCUUUUUGCAACACCGGUAGAUCAAGGUACAGCCGCUGCAGGACUUCAGGCAGCACAGUUAGGCUAUUUUACAGGAAGUGCAGCUGCUGAACAACACCUGGGUACCAAAGCGAUAAUUAGAGGCAAACUGAAAGACGCUCUCAGAAAUCGACUGAAGACUCGGUUUCAGUUGGAAACUGCUGGGACGGUUUCGGCAACUGAUACGCAGGCAGCGACGCAACAAGCUGAGGCUUUUCCCUCACAGGUCGGUCAGUUCGCCUCACACCUCCAACAGAUCGCUGAAGUCAAGCGUCGUCUGCGUCAGGCGCGAGAGGAGCUCUUCCGCAGAUUGACAUUACUCAAGCCGUACUUCGAGCAGAGCACCGGGAGUUCCCACAAGGUCUACACUCUACCCAGUCUCUUGCCCAACCUGCCUAAGGGCGCCCACCUCACACCCAACCAGGUUGCAUUGCUGCCCAAAAUACCUAUACAGGUUCAAGAGACGACCACGACGCCUUCCUUCCACAUCCCUGACCUGAAGGAGGCUGUGGAGCCGCAUCUGAAGGUGGAGUACGUGGAGUACAUCCUAAGCCUACCGGAGGAUAUCUUCAAUAUCAUCACCAACAUGUCUAAGCGAGAGUUCCUGCUGACGUUGUUCCCUCGCUUCUUCCGCAACGCUGUCCGGAACCUCACCCCUUACACUCCCACGAACGUCCUGGACCAGACGCCAGCAGCAUAUUUCCCCCACACUACUCCAUCUUCCUCCUUCGUAGACGUACACACACACCAGCAUUAUCACCACCACCACCCACCACCGAAUCCUGCAACGCCCCUCUAUCAGACUCCCAAAGCUGCACCUGCUCUCUAUCAGCCAUCCCAACCUUCGUCACCCGCGUUCUCAUAUGAGACCCAAGCGUUUACCCCUCGUCCACCUGUCAGCUCCUCUUCUCUUCCACCUAUCACUUCUACUCCACCUCACAGGGUUGUCGUCACUACGUCAUAUGUGCCGUCUAUCUCCAGUAUACCCUCAACGACACCUUUAAUAGUAUCGACUCUGCACCCGAUCAUAACUACGACGUUCAGGCCUCCAACGGUUCCCGCGCCAACGUAUGGGGCGCCCAAACCUUCCUCUAUAUUGAGGAGCAACCACCACCACGAUGGUCACCGCCACGACAAUAACCAACAGCAGCAUCACGACGACAAAGACCACCAUCACGACCCCAGCUCCGAGGGGCAGUACUUCGUGUACAAAGAGGGUGACGACUAUCACCAUAUCCACGUCCAGGAGGAGAGCCACCACUCCACACACCCGAAACCUCGCGUCACUGUCAAGGAUCCCUCCUUGGUAGGAGGGAGACCGGGUAGUGGAGUGAGGCUGCCGGUCGGGCCCUUCGUCUCCUCCUACAGCAGCCUCGACGCCACCGUCGACCCCUCGCCUCACCCAGACAAGUCUCACUUCGGCACCUUCCACGUCACCAGCGAGGGAUUUGUUAUACCCAGCAAGGAGACCAAAAUUAGACCAGGAGAUUCUGUGGUAGAGUCGACGACGCCGGUGGCCACCUUUACCCCAGUGAUGACUGGGGUCGGCCUGAGGCCACAUGGUGGCCAGCACCAAUAUCUCACUCCUAUCUCCACCACGCCCAUCCCACCCUUAUCCUCCAUUGCUCCCUUUAUAUAUACCACUACCCUUUCCACGCCUAUCUCAUCUCCUUCCUUCCCCACUCCCUCGUAUGCCCCACCCCUCCCGUCCGUCACCCCCGCCCCACUAGUGUUCACCACCACGUACUCCCCAUCAAUCUCAUUCACCUCCAGUUUCCCACCGAUCACAACCAAUGUUCACUCACCACCAAUCCCAUCUACCACACACUCACCUAGAAUCCCCACCACCUCCUACUCCCCACCGAUAUCAACCCCCACCCACACCCCACCAAUCCUAACCACCAGUCACAAUCCACUUACCCCCAACUCCUCCCCUCCCGUACACACCUCCACUACCACCUACUCCCCACCGGUAGUGUCCACCACCUCCUCACCACCGGCAGCCAACACCACUCCCAGACCGCCCUUCGUGUCCUCUCCCCGCCCCUUCCUCACUACCACGCCCUCCUUCGAGCCAGCUACCACGCCUAUCUUACACGUCACCGAGAUCCCUGCGACCACCACCUCGAGUGCCGUUUUCCACCUGACACCCGUCAACAACGGACAGUUCCUCCCAGGUGGACAAGGAGGUAAUGCACCCUCUGGUGCCUUACCUCACGGGAGCACCAGGGGGCCUCGACCUCUAAACUCCCUCCACCAGGGUCUGAGCAUCGCCGAGGAGGUGUACCCAGACACCAUCCUCAGAGGGACCUCCGGCUCCACCACGGGGAAGCUGACGACGACGACGACGGAGGUGCUGCAAGGGACUCCCUUCAGCCGCUUUCCCGGCACCGAUGCCAACGACGAUGACCACGUCCUCUCCCUCUUCAAUAACCGGAAGGGCAACGCAUCUAGCGUCGACGAUAAGUCUCUCUUCUCCGGUGUCCAUAGGGGACACAAGAGCUUCAGUUUCUCGAGCUCUAUCCUGGGUGGUAGGCAUGACCAGGAUUGGCAUCCCAUCAUACCCUUCAACACCAUCCCCCAGGCUCCCCCUCCACACCAGCUGCAGGAGCUGCAAGUGAGCCCCUCACCACACCCACUGAGCCCGCCCAGCACCGUCAGUAACAGGAAGCCUCCCAUGCCCCAGCUGGUGAGGGGAGACGGUGUGCCACUACCACCUUCGCCAGAAGGUCUCGUGACGUCCCCGGUCCCGCCACAACCUGCAAGUUUUCCAGGAGGGCCGUCACCUGACCCUGGUGGCCCUCGGGGACACGUGACGGCGGAGGACCUGGCCAAGCUCCCGGCCUACCUGAGGGAGGCCCCAACCUGCGCCACCAACCGCUCCUUCUGUCUCAUGCCGCUGGGGUACCCGAGGGAGGUGGCGGCGUCCUUGGUGAGCACACACCGGGAGGAGAUGUCAGAGAUCACCAGGGUGCUGGCCAACCUUCCCCGCCAUGAGCUUGACCUCUCGUCUGCACUACAGCAGUUCCCUUACAUCGACACCAGCGUGGAGUGUGAGAGCGAGGAGAGAACUGUUUACCUCAGCUGGUCCCGAGAUCUGCUGGGCAGCUGGUUCGUCAUCAUGCAGACACCACCUUUCACGCAGCCCGUCAACGUUACCACCUGCAGCUCUGAAGCGCGUAAGAAGGGAUGCCGCCCCCUCCUGCAGGCUCAGCCGCUCCUCGCCCUUCAUCCUAGAGACCCUCAACCUCGCCCCUUCCUCUUCGACUUCCCCCUCCCGGUGGCCUGCGUCUUUGUCGGCCCCCUGCAGAGCGCCUCCAGCUCCCCCGUGACAGUUGUUAACACCCCAGCUGACCAGCAGCUAUUGACGUCGCCGCUCCCUGACCAGUCAGUGACGUCGCCGUCCGCUGACUCUGACCAGGACAGCUUCCUUCUUUCCGGCAUGCCUCAUACGGCCUCCCGCCAGACUGUUGACUCCCUGACGUCACCAACGAGUGAGUUACCGCUAUCAUUAUCCGUGACAUCAUCGUUCUAUCAUUCAGUCCCAUUCUUACCUAUGACGUCACCGUCAAGUCAACAAGUCCCGCCUUUUGCCAUGACGUCACCGUCGAGUCAACCAAUCCCCAGUGCAUUUGGGACGUCACAGGCUUUCCCGCGAGCCCUGCUGCCACUGCGUCCGGCUAUGUUGCUACAUGACGUCAGUGUUGAAAUGGACAUAUUGAAUGAUGAAGUGGAAGCCAAGGUCACGCGAAACGCUGGAUGCACUGACCUCUGCCAGACUCAAUUCCUUAUGCUCUCACUUUCAUUUAUUUUACUUGUCCAAAGAUAAUUGUUUUAUCUUCAACACACAAUUACAUACGGACGCACCUAUAUUAAAUGUGCCUUGUUCAUCCCUUUAUAUAAAUAUUCUUAAUGUGUAAGACUGAAAUACCAACAUUAACUCUUUCAAAUCUACACUUAACAUCGAUGUAAAAAAAAAUAUAUUAUCUAUAAUUACAAGGCUUCAAAGAUCUUCCGCGAAGCCUAAGAUUGACUUAGCCUCUGGUCAAAUGAAGUCUGUGUUAUGACACUUGUUUUCCUUGUUAAUGUAAGUCGUACAUAAUUAAAUAAUAU